Molecule: messenger RNA, 1229 nt
Organism: Peromyscus eremicus (cactus mouse)
Lineage: Eukaryota; Metazoa; Chordata; Mammalia; Rodentia; Cricetidae
Gene: Gypc
Product: glycophorin C (Gerbich blood group)
Exons: 3
Coding region: 214-501 (95 amino acids)
Cellular component (GO): membrane; cortical cytoskeleton
Source: RefSeq, a predicted model, not a curated record
UGUGUUUAAAAAAAAAAAAAAAAUGGGUGGGAACCUCAUGGCCAAGUUGUAGAAAAAAAAAAAAGUUGAAGUGUGCCUAUCUUGGGGCGGAGCCCCUCCCUUCUGCUGGCCGCGCGGAGUGGGAGCCCCAGGUACAACCGAGAGGCAGCGUCCAGGAGCUGGGGACCCCCGCCGCUGCAGUGCGUCCACCGCGUGUCUCCCCGCCGCGUGGCGAUGAGCAGCCCGGCGAGCACGCCGCCUCCCGCGCACCACGAGCCUGACCCAGGGAUGUCCUACAGCGUAAUGGAGAUUGCCAUCAUUGCAGCUGUGAUCACUGCAGUGGCCUUGGUCCUGGUCUGCCUCCUCUUCCUCAUGCUCCGGUACAUGUACAGGCACAAGGGCACCUACCACACCAAUGAGGCCAAAGGUACAGAGUUCGCCGAGAGUGCCGAUGCAGCCCUGCAAUGUGACCCUGCUCUCCAGGACGCCGGGGACAACAGCAAGAAGGAAUACUUCAUCUGAGGGGUAGCAGAUUUCACCUCCCUGCAAGAUGUUUCUGGCUGCGGGAGAGAAAGCACACCCACUAUGUGCCACCAUUAUCAACACCAGGAAGCCCUCAAGGGCACCCCAAGACUCUUACUGCAGAACACUGGGUGCCUGCCAGGAAACUGAUACAGGUGGGAGGAAUCAAGAUACACAGCACCUCUUCCAGGGACUUGGCCACCCAGAGGCCAGCAUUGGCUCUACAAGGAAUAGAGAACAUCUGGAUACACAGGUCUCCCUGUACAGUGCAGGUCUCAUCUCACUAGCAUGAAAGUUCUCUUCAGUGUGCAUAGGGUGGUUGGGCCUGGGAAUGGGGAUGUAUAGAAGUGUGACAUCUAUAAGCUGACUGGGGAUACUGGCAUCAAAUGUCAGUCCUUGAUAUUUGGGGAGAACAGCGGGUGCCUGAGCUAAAAGUCACCUUCGUCUCCCAUCAACCCAGCUCAAAAUGAUGACAAAUAAAUUUGGAAUGUAACUGAGCAUUCUUUAUCUAAUGGCACUACUCUAAGUGUCUAGGAAACAGUGAAUGCCACCCAUUACUGUUGGCUUUUCUCUUGUAUAACAUUGUGUCUGUGUGCAUGGGGCAAGAAUUAUCCAGUUCUGGCAGAAGGAAGAAUGACCUUUGCCCUCACUGGUACCAGCUAUGUAAAACAAAUGGAAGGACGAAACACAGAGAUUGGGCUGCUGGCUGAUGCACUGAUUUUUUGAUA